Molecule: messenger RNA, 1875 nt
Organism: Annulohypoxylon maeteangense
Lineage: Eukaryota; Fungi; Ascomycota; Sordariomycetes; Xylariales; Hypoxylaceae
Product: oxidative stress survival, Svf1-like protein
Exons: 4
Coding region: 251-1408 (385 amino acids)
Biological process (GO): response to oxidative stress
Cellular component (GO): cytoplasm
Source: RefSeq, a predicted model, not a curated record
AAACGUGAUUCGAGGACCCCGCCAAAAACGUCGAAAGCUUGAGCUACUACUACGCUGCUUGAACGCACUAAUUAAGAACUUCUUUAACUCCAUACUUACAACUACAACUUAUUCCGGAUCACCGCUCUUUUCUUCUUUCUAUGACACCUAUCUAACUUCUUCUGUUCUCUCAACCUUAUCUAUAUUAUCUAUCUCUCCUGCCUACCUAGAUACCUAUAAUUAAUAACCUAGAAGACUACACCUCUUAAUCAUGUUCAACUGGGCAAAGCAAACUUUGGCUAAUGUCGUGGGAACGGAAGAGCCUAUCUACGGGCCUUCGGCCAUAAAGUCCAUCGCUGAAGAUGCUAAGACGACGCCGUAUACCGAGUUGAAGAGAACCGACCUAAAAUGGGCGGCCAUGGACUCGACCUGCGUUGAGACACAGACCUUCUAUUUCACGGCGGACAACGGCAACUUAGCUUUUUGCCAGGUCAUUUAUAGCAACGUGGCCGGCAUUCGCACGACUUGCCAGUUCAACUCAAAAAUCUUUUUCGCUGACGCUUCGAAACCUAACCUAUGGAGCACCACACCUUUGAGUCAUCAUGAAUUCAGCGAGGAUAAGACCGGCUUUUAUGCCACCGAUUGCGCUUUAGAGCUGUCCGAGGAUGGGACGACGUACACGAUCAAGUCGAUGAACGAUCCCCAGGCCAUUGUCAAUCUUAAAGUGACGAGGGUUGCGCCGGGUUUCGUUGCUGGGAAGGAUGGCAAGACCUUGUUUGGCACCGAUCUAUCCGAUCCGUGGGGCAGCAUGCGACACGCCUUUUGGCCGAGAGCUGUGGCUGAAGGAACCAUCAUGACAAAGGACGGUCCUGUCGACUUCAAGGGGAAAGCGUUCUAUUCCCACGCUCUCCAGGGCAUGAAGCCCCACCACGCGGCAGCGCGGUGGAACUUUGUCAACUUCCAGGGUCCGACUUAUUCCGCAAUUAUGAUGGAGUUCACCACGCCACCAUCGUACGGUGCUACCGUAGUCGACGUUGGUGGUAUUGCCAAAGACGGCGAGAUCAUUACCGCCGGGACCAGCUGUGGUGCCAAGCACCUCAAGACGAAGCAAGACUCAGAGAACGACUGGCCCGAGCCCACCGAGAUCAAAUUCACCUGGUCCGGCACCACGAAAGAUGGGAAGGCUGUUGAGGCCGUUAUUGAAGGUUCGUUCGGUGACAGGGUUGAUAGGAUUGACGUCAUGGCGGAAGUCCCCGGUUUUGUCAAGAAGAUUGUUGCUGGCGCUGCCGGCACCAAGCCGUACAUAUACCAGUUCUACCCGCACCAGCACAAGAUCCCUACCGUGCUCAAACUCAAAAUCGGGGACCAAGAGAUCACAGAAGAGGGACGCCUGUUCAGUGAAGCAACCUUCAUAUCAGAAACAGACUGAGCUUCUCGUGGCUUAAGAUGAAGCAGAGGUUAGACGCCUAGCACUAAUAAUGGCUAAGAUAAGCUAGGCAGGGCGCAGCUAGCAUCACAUUUAGAAUACGGACGCUUGGUUGAAGCAUAUUUCCUUGUAGAAAGGAUCGACUGCGUUAUAAUUACCCACCUUCGGCUAGCAUGCAGUCAGGAUAUUUCGCCUGGAUGACUUAGGCACAUUGGAGUUCAUAGAGGCAUUUGAUCACUCGUUGAGAUCCUGAGGAGUGAGGCCAUAAUCAAAUCCCACUGUUCAAGACCUUAUAGUGUCUUUAUAGGCUACAUUACUAACGCUAUUUUUAAUAUAAUCUUUGUUCUUUGGAGUAUAACGUUUAGCAGAACAAUAUGGGUUGAUUGAGGGGGAGGGGUAUGUAAGUUACUCCGGUGCUACAUAGGUAGCUGACGAUCGAUCAAUAUAUUAUGAGUGUAACUAUCUACCAA